Exophiala mesophila is the source of this 1240-nucleotide messenger RNA. RefSeq names its product cysteine synthase. Gene Ontology annotation, cellular component: cytoplasm. NCBI's taxonomy places the organism in Eukaryota, Fungi, Ascomycota, Eurotiomycetes, Chaetothyriales, Herpotrichiellaceae. Bases 61 to 1209 code for a protein of 382 amino acids. The transcript has 2 exons. Gene Ontology annotation, molecular function: cysteine synthase activity. The record is from RefSeq and is a predicted model, not a curated record.
UUCCAUUCCCCGAACCGCCGAUUUCAAGCGCCAUAUAUCCGUCUGCAUAAUCUCGGAACCAUGGCGAAUGUAUUGAGGGGCUCCAUUCGUCGCUUCGCCACCACAGCGACACGCGCAGCGACUGCGGAGGCCACCAACUCAUAUGGAGUCCGAGUCUCCAAAGCUCAAGGCGUUGUCGACCAAUUGACAGGAGCCAUCGGAAAUACUCCUUUGAUCAAACUCAAGAAAAUCUCCGCCGAUACGGGAUGCAACGUGCUGGGCAAAGCCGAAUUCCAAAACCCCGGUGGCAGCGUCAAGGACCGAGCCGCGCUGUAUGUGGUAAAAGAUGCGGAAGAGCGAGGACUGCUGAAGCCAGGCGGCACAGUGGUUGAAGGCACAGCUGGAAACACAGGCAUCGGUCUUGCUCACGUUUGUCGAGCUCGAGGGUAUCGAUUGGUCAUCUACAUGCCCAACACACAGUCUCAGGGCAAGAUUGAUCUGCUGAGAUUACUGGGCGCCGAAGUCUACCCUGUCCCUGCCGUCGCAUGGGAAAACUCAGACAACUACAACUGGCAGGCGAAGCGUCAUGCAGAGCGGUUGCAAAAGGAGGAUCCAGAGCAUGGUGCUGUAUGGACCAAUCAGUUCGAUAACACGGCCAACCGAAGGGCUCAUAUUGAAACCACGGGGCCGGAGAUCUGGGCUCAGACCGAAGGCAAGGUGGAUGCAUUCACGUGCGCCACUGGCACUGGAGGGACUUUGGCGGGUGUGACUCGAUAUCUGAAGGAUGUCAGUGGCGGUAGGGUCAAGUCCUUCCUCGCUGAUCCUCCUGGCUCAGUUCUUUACUCGUACAUUAGCUCGGGAGGUCAAUUGAAGGAGAGAAGUGGUGGUAGCAUCACUGAAGGGAUUGGUCAAGGUCGAGUGACGGAUAACCUUGAAAACGAAGUCAAGGAACUUGACGGGGCACUGCACAUCGCGGACGAAAAAAGUAUUGAAAUGGUAUACCGAGCCCUCGACGAGGAAGGCUUAUAUCUUGGAGCCAGCAGUGCUCUGAACGUGGUGGCGGCUAAGGAAGUUGCUGAGCAAUUGGGCCCUGGACACACGGUGGUCACCGUGCUCUGCGACGGUGCAUAUCGUUAUGCUGAUCGACUCUUCAGCGAAAAGUGGCUGCAGUCGAAAGACCUAAGAAAGGUCAUUCCUAAGCACCUCGAAAGAUAUAUUGUUCUACCAUAGAUGCUCCAAUCCCAAAAAAAUCCAAUCCAUG